Molecule: messenger RNA, 2399 nt
Organism: Bubalus bubalis (water buffalo)
Lineage: Eukaryota; Metazoa; Chordata; Mammalia; Artiodactyla; Bovidae
Gene: SRP54
Product: signal recognition particle 54
Exons: 17
Coding region: 452-1966 (504 amino acids)
Biological process (GO): SRP-dependent cotranslational protein targeting to membrane, translocation; SRP-dependent cotranslational protein targeting to membrane
Cellular component (GO): signal recognition particle, endoplasmic reticulum targeting; cytosol
Molecular function (GO): ATP hydrolysis activity; 7S RNA binding; endoplasmic reticulum signal sequence receptor activity
Source: RefSeq, a predicted model, not a curated record
AGCGGAAGUGUAUCCCCUUCUUGAAAGGCUGGACUACGCCGAGUGGUGACGUUUCCUCAUUGGGCGGAAGGUUCGGUGGCAGUCGUCGGGCUUCCAGCUGGUGGGAGUUGGCGUUGCGGUGCUGGGCGCUGGAACCCUAGUUUGUCCAGUUUGGGAAGUCGGGCUGUGGGGUCGCACCUGUCUGUCUGAUCCCCGCGUUUCCUGGUUUCCUCCCCCGGCGUGGGGCUUCGCGAAGGUCUCCCGGGCCCCUUUGGGCCACGGCGGUAGCGGUGCCUUUUGCGGUAAGGAAUGUGAGGCUCAGAGAUAUUAAGUAACUUGCCCAAAGUAACCCAGCCAGUAUGUAACAGAGCUGGGAUUUGAAUCCAAGUCUGUCAGACUCCAAAGCCCAUGCUCUUUCCAGUACUUCAUGCUGUAGCAGAUUUUCUUGUGAUUACAUCUUAAAGCUUUCAAGAUGGUAUUAGCAGACCUUGGAAGAAAAAUAACAUCAGCAUUGCGCUCAUUGAGCAAUGCCACCAUUAUCAAUGAAGAGGUGUUAAAUGCUAUGCUAAAAGAAGUAUGCACAGCAUUAUUAGAAGCAGAUGUUAAUAUUAAACUAGUGAAGCAACUAAGAGAAAAUGUAAAGUCUGCUAUUGAUCUUGAGGAGAUGGCAUCUGGUCUUAACAAAAGAAAAAUGAUUCAGCAUGCUGUAUUUAAAGAACUUGUGAAGCUUGUAGACCCUGGAGUUAAAGCAUGGACACCCACUAAAGGAAAACAGAAUGUGAUCAUGUUUGUUGGAUUGCAAGGGAGUGGUAAAACAACUACAUGUUCAAAGUUAGCAUAUUAUUAUCAGAGGAAAGGUUGGAAGACCUGUUUGAUAUGUGCAGACACAUUCAGAGCAGGGGCUUUUGACCAACUAAAACAGAAUGCAACCAAAGCAAGAAUUCCAUUCUAUGGAAGCUAUACAGAAAUGGAUCCUGUUAUCAUUGCCUCUGAAGGAGUGGAAAAAUUCAAAAAUGAAAACUUUGAAAUUAUUAUUGUUGAUACAAGUGGCCGUCAUAAACAAGAAGACUCUUUGUUUGAAGAAAUGCUUCAAGUUGCUAAUGCUAUACAACCAGAUAACAUUGUUUAUGUGAUGGAUGCCUCCAUUGGACAGGCUUGUGAAGCCCAGGCUAAGGCUUUUAAAGAUAAAGUAGAUGUAGCCUCAGUAAUAGUGACAAAACUUGAUGGCCACGCAAAAGGAGGUGGUGCUCUCAGUGCAGUUGCUGCCACAAAAAGUCCAAUUAUUUUCAUUGGUACAGGGGAACAUAUAGAUGACUUUGAACCUUUCAAAACACAACCUUUCAUCAGCAAACUUCUUGGUAUGGGUGACAUUGAAGGACUGAUAGAUAAAGUCAACGAGCUGAAGUUGGAUGACAAUGAAGCACUUAUAGAGAAGUUGAAACAUGGUCAGUUUACGUUGCGAGACAUGUAUGAGCAAUUUCAAAAUAUCAUGAAAAUGGGCCCCUUCAGUCAGAUCUUGGGGAUGAUCCCUGGUUUUGGAACAGAUUUCAUGAGCAAAGGAAAUGAACAAGAGUCUAUGGCAAGGCUAAAGAAAUUAAUGACAAUAAUGGAUAGUAUGAAUGAUCAAGAGCUCGACAGCACUGACGGCGCCAAGGUUUUCAGUAAGCAACCAGGGAGGAUCCAGAGAGUAGCGAGGGGGUCGGGCGUGUCAACACGAGAUGUCCAAGAACUUCUGACCCAAUAUACCAAAUUUGCACAGAUGGUGAAAAAGAUGGGAGGUAUCAAAGGACUUUUCAAAGGUGGUGACAUGUCCAAGAAUGUGAGCCAGUCACAGAUGGCAAAAUUGAAUCAACAAAUGGCCAAAAUGAUGGAUCCAAGAGUUCUUCAUCAUAUGGGUGGUAUGGCAGGACUUCAGUCAAUGAUGAGGCAAUUUCAACAGGGUGCUGCUGGCAAUAUGAAAGGCAUGAUGGGAUUCAAUAACAUGUAAAGAAGAUGCCUUAAUAUAAAAUGACUCUGUUGAUUACAUUAUUUGCUGAGACCUCAGAAUUUCCCCUCCUUUUUGCAAAUGGGAAAAAAAAAAAAGUAUUUUUCUUGCCUGUCUUGCCCCCUUUCUUUCUCUUCUUGUCUUUUUCCCCUUCCUUUUCUUUUUCUUUUCUUCCUUUUUCCCUUCCUCCCUUUCAUAUGGGAGGAAUAUAUGGUUGUUGUGGAAAUCAUUAUAUUUUUGCUUUAGAUUUUCUUUUCUGUUAAUUUCAACCAUCCUAACACUUCUGAAGUUAAAUCAUGAUGUAAAAUUUUAGUACUUAAAAGUUUUUAAUUGUCUCAAAGGCCAACCAUUACCUUUGUAAACAGUCCUGGUCAGUAGUUACAUGAUGUCUCAAUAAAAGUGCUAUACAAUAAACUUCAAAGUCAUUAUAAGUUAA